Ascoidea rubescens DSM 1968 is the source of this 1332-nucleotide messenger RNA. RefSeq lists its product as uncharacterized. The transcript has 2 exons. Bases 1 to 1332 code for a protein of 443 amino acids. The record is from RefSeq and is a predicted model, not a curated record. NCBI's taxonomy places the organism in Eukaryota, Fungi, Ascomycota, Saccharomycetes, Ascoideales, Ascoideaceae.
AUGACUUCAUCAAAUACCUAUGUUUUUUCCCUGAUGAAUGUCUGGUGCAAUGAUCCAAGUAUUAGACUCAAAAAUAGUGACUUUGGUAAGAUAGCUAAUUCUGUUUCAUAUUUCCACAAUUACAACUGCCGAUAUGGAACUUAUUUUCAUGCAAACUCGACAGCUUUUAAGAGUAUAAAUGCUGUGUUUUAUGACGAAAAUUCGACAAGCGUUCCAUAUGGUGUUGUUAGCGAAGACAUUUUUAGUUUUAAUGAAAAUGAUGAUUUAAAAAUCUCAAGUUUUACAUUUGGGUACAUUUAUAAUGAUCCAGGAAUCAAUGAAUCUUAUCCAAGUUCUGGUCAGUUUGGUUUAUUGGAUAAUCAAAAUAAUUCAUUUUGGAAUAGAUUGGAAGAUGAAAGUCUUAUUAAAAGAAAAGUUCUAUCAUAUGGAAGUCAUUUUCAAGAAAUUGUUCAAGACAAUAAUAGUUUCAAAAAUUUAAGUAAAAAUAAGAUAUUGAUAGGUGCUUACGAUAAAAAUAAAUUUCAGGAAGAUCUUCUAACAACUUUGCCAAUGGAAAAAAGAUUGUAUUCUCAGUUUCCAAAAUCUAUUUUUAAAAAAUUUAUUUCAAAUGAAUACACUAAUUAUUGUGUUAAUAAUGUCACUUCCAAGAAUGAAAGAAAAAAAUGCAUAAACAGUGUCUUGGAUGGAUAUGUAUCAUUUAAUUUUUCUGGAUAUAUUUUAGAUAUACCAAUGUCAGAGUUUUUCUAUUCUAAAUACUCUACAUCGUUAGAAAGAGAAAUAACACAUAAUACAUCAUUUAUUGAUGAAUCAACUGACAACUUUUUUGUUUUAAGAUCAUUGUUUCUUUCCAAUUUAUAUUUAAGCAUUGAUUUCAAUUAUAAUACCAUAUCAUUAGGAAGGUCCUAUAAAAAUGUUGAUUUAAAUAGUACUACUGAAGACAUUCAAAUUAUUAGUGAAGAUUCUUCUCUUUUGCCUUCAGCAACUUAUGCUAAAUAUUACACAGACUCAUUUUACUCAACUGAAACCGUUAUAACUAUUGUUCAAUCAGCAUACACAGGAACCUCGGUUCUAACAAUAAAUGGAACAUUGACAACAAAAACACUUUCAUCCAAAAGAUAUAAAGAAACUAUUUCUGAGACUUUUUAUUCAUCUCAAGACCUCAGCAGUUUUAUAGAAAAAUAUAAAACACUAACUCUCAAUUCUAGUGUUUAUGCAGGUUUUGAAGAUUCAAAAAUCAGUUCUUCAAAAUCAUCAAGAUUAAGGGCUAGUAUAGUGAAUACAUUUCUUUACAUUAUUUUAGGGUCUUCUAUUUCGUUUUUAGCUUUGCUUUAG